Molecule: messenger RNA, 1686 nt
Organism: Symbiodinium sp. CCMP2592
Lineage: Eukaryota; Dinophyceae; Suessiales; Symbiodiniaceae
Source: the annotation of a GenBank genome assembly
AUGCUGCGGCAGUUCCAGAUGUUUGAGCAACCUGUCAGAAGCGGGUUUAACGACACCUAUCAAGACGAGUCCUGGCUGCAGCGCUUCGUGGUGGGCCCGGAGAGCCAGGUCCAGUUUGUGUGGGCCAUGAUGGCCACGUGCUUCAUCAUCUGGGAUACUGCUACCAUUCCCCUGGAGAUGUUCCCUGUGGACCGUGUCUUUGGCCAGGUGAUGACGAUCGUGGCUGUGACCUCCUCCGUCUUUUGGAUUGUCGAUUUGCCCCUGCACUUCCUGUUUGGAGUGCAGACAGGCGGCGCAAUCGAGCUGAGGCCAUGGCAGCUGGCGAAGCUCUACAUGAGGUCGUGGCUGCUGGCUGACAUCCUCAUCAUAGUGAUAGAUGUGACGCUGCUGUCCUUCGAAGCAUUGGCGUCGGAUGUGGACCCAGUCUUCCGAUCCGGCCGUUUCCUGCGGACGCUGCGACUGGUCCGCCUGGUGCGGCUGCUGCGUGUGGGAAAGCUGGAGAGGCAGGUGAUGAAAAUUGCCAACCGCUUCCUGUCGACCUACUCGCUGAUGGCCUUACGAGUCGCGGGCUACCUUGCGAUCAUGCUCGCGAUGAACCAUUUGAUCGCAUGCUGCUGGUAUGGUGUGGGCGCCUGGACCCAGCAUUUGGGGAACUGGUUGGACAGGUCGGAAAUAGAUCCGGAGUCCGUGUCUGAAGCCUACGUGGCCUCGCUUCACUGGUCUCUCACCCAGUUCACUCCCUCGACGAAUCCGAUCGCACCGGGAAAUGCCUGGGAGAGGUUCUACGCCAUUUGGGUGAUUCUGCUCGCUAUGGCGUGCUUCUCGUCCUUCAUCGGCUCCAUCGGCACCACUUUAACCUCGAUGCGCUCCGUGCGAAGAGAGCAGCUGCUGCAAGAGACCAAGCUUGAGGUGUUUUUCACUGAACGCAACCUCUCGCUAGACCUCUUCGAGAGAGUGAAGGGCGCACUCCAGCAGGACAAAAUGGCAAGAACACGCCUGCAUGAGGAAGAGGUCGUCCUCAUCCAGGGCAUCCCGGAGAGGAUCAAACUGCAGCUGCACAAGGAGAUGUUCCUUCGGAUCCUCUUUCAGCUCGAAAUCUGGCCAGUCUGGACGCGGAACGACAUGGAUUUCCUGCAGCACUUGUGCCACCACACCAUGUCCGAGCAUACGUCGAGACCCGGGCAGGAUAUCUUCAUGCCCCGUACGGAGUGCUUCCUCGUCUACGUGCUUGAAACCGGCUCUUUGGAGUAUUUUGUGCAAAGCCAGCAACCCGUGCACUGCACGGAGACUUCCAAUGCUGUCCUUUGUUUACCAAGCUUGUGGGCCGAGUGGCAGCACGUUGGUCACUUGACCGCCACCUUCGGUACCUGCUUCUAUGUCGGCAUCGACUGUCAACGGUUUUGCGCCCUCGCUGCAAACUUCGGAGGCCCACUUUGCGAAUACCUCAAGGUCUUGGGCAUCCUCCUGCUCGGCCAAAUUGAAGCCGCGCAGGCAAUGAACCUGGUCAUCACGGAUAUCUCUGUCACGACCGACAUCAACGUUCGCGAACUCUCGGAGCGUGCCGAGGGCUUCACCUCUCUAAGAGAGCAUUUGCUCAACCACUCGGACAGUCAAGUUCGCUCUGAGACUCGCGAAAGCUUCGAGUCAAUGUCAGAAGAUGCCGUUGAAACGCGGGAGCACGUCUGA